AUAAAAGAUGAGAAUAGGUUGCAUCAUUGUCCUGAUAAUUGUUUCAGCCUACUUUGGCUCUGGUAGAGAUAUCACUACGAACAAAUUUGGAUCUCUUGAAGUUACCCAUGAAUAUGAUGACAUAGUUGAAAAAGAAGUCUACUUCUCAGAUGAUAGCUUAUAUCAUGACGACCUCUCUAGAUCUGACUUUCUAAUGGAUAGCCUCCAACAAGCAAAGGUUCAUAUGGAAAAGAAUGUUAAAGGUACCAUUUAUCAAUGCCAGGAUAAGAGCUGGGGCCCUAGAGAAGAUUUUCAAUUCCUGCCUGUCUAUGUAGGCUCUCUCAUGACUGAUGAAACAACUGUCGAAUAUGAGGGUACUUGUUUUAAGGAAAUGGCCUUUACAAUGAAACACCUCUCAGAUGAUACAGUAAGAGUAUCAAUUGAAGCUAAGAAAAAGAAGAGUACUUUCUGUAAAGAAGCUUUAUUCCUAUCUACAACACUGAGACACCAUGUUGAAUAUCUAUUUUUGGAAAGAACUCAUCACUUGACCUUGAAGAAUCUUGAUCAAGAAGAUAUUAUCGACCUGAAUCUUGCAGGGCUAAGGAUGUAUCUUUUCUGUGACGGAGUUAUGGAUAGCUUCAUCUCUGUAUUCAACACUCUGAAGCUCUUUGUGGGAGGACUUGGAGAUAAACCAAAGUGGCCAGUCAUAGGAUCCCAUGUGCCAGAAUAUAUGGAAAAAGCAAACGUUCACUUUGUCAAAGAAGCUAUUGGCUGGGAGAUGGAAAAAAGAGAAAUAACUGAUGUUGACCUUGACGAAUCUGAAAUCCAUGAUGGUGACUUCUUAGCUAUAACUAGGUUAGAUGGACUUGAUGAAAUUAUCAUGUGGGGAACUGGAGGAAGAGUUGGUCAUUCAACAAUGGCACUUUGGAUUGACGGAGAACUUCAUGUUAUUGAAUCCCAAGAUGCUUGGUAUUGGCCCAAACAUAAAAUUCAGAGAAAUACUUAUAAACAGUGGGUCGAGUGGGCUAGGAAUUGUGACUUUAUUGUUGCAAUCUUGCCUCUAAAAGAUGAAUAUAGAGCAAAGUUCAAUAAUACUGCCGCUUUGGAGUUCUUUGAAUCUGUUGAAGGCAUGCCAUAUGGAUAUCAUAACUUCUUGUUCUCCUGGAUUGAUACAGUUGAUAAAAAUAUUCCUCCAACCAUACCAAAAGAGUUCUUACCAGUUGCAUUAGAAAUGUAUGGAGAAAUUAUGCCUAAAACCAUUGAUACUUUCUUCCUGCAAGCAAUGAAUUUUAGACUUAACACAAAGGGAUUAAACUUCAGAGAAGUAGUAGCUGAAGCUGCCCUAAGAAAUACCACCAUUCUCGAACUCAUGGCUCAACCAGAACUUGAUGGCUGGAUGUAUUCUGAUGGCUACAGCUAUGUCUGCAGUUGCUUUGUUGUUGCUGUCUGGAAAGCUGCCGGAAUCUUUGGUGAUCUCGAAAUCAACGCUGUUGAGUUCACUCCCAAGGAUGUGUACCAACUCAAUGUGUUCAACACCACAGCUGCCAUUUCAGAGAAAUGCAAGAGCGCUGACCCAACUCUGCCAUACUGCCAAAUUUUGGGCAAGUACAGAAUGGAGUUGAAUGGGUAUUCAAGCAUUGACAUGUACAGCCACAUGAAUGAGCACUGUGAAUCAGAGUAUCCAGACUAUAUCAGAAACGAUGGAUGCUAA
Molecule: messenger RNA, 1690 nt
Organism: Moneuplotes crassus
Lineage: Eukaryota; Ciliophora; Spirotrichea; Euplotida; Euplotidae
Source: the annotation of a GenBank genome assembly